GGGAUCAGAAGAGGCAGGCGGUGGUGGGGGUGUGUGGCAGCCCUGCGCCGCGCAUCACAACACAGCGCCGCCGUCCCCGCUCACCGGACCUACGUGGCGCCUAACCAUCAUUUAUACCUGCAUUUUAGAUUCUAAAAAUAUACCAAGAUGGGAGAUGGAAUGUUAUCAUUAUCGUGGAACAAUCACAGAGCCACGUUUUGUCACAUCCUCUCAACACUCAGGGAAAAGGAGAGAUACACAGAUGUGACUGUAGCGUGUGAAGGAAAGUUCUACCCAGUACACAAAUUGGUCUUAUCAACGUGUAGUGAAUACUUUGAAAAGAUCUUUGAAAAUACCCCUUGUAAACACCCAGUUAUUGUAUUGAAAGAUGUACAAACUGAUGAACUAGAGGCACUCUUAAGCUACAUGUAUGAAGGUGCUGUCAGUGUAGCGCAGAAUGACCUAGCACGAUUGAUUAAAGCGGCAGAAGUGUUGAGAAUAAAAGGCCUAGCAGUUCCCGAUGAGCCUCCUAUAGCGGAAACGAGUAGUAAAAGGCCGACUCAGUCGCGUAAUGUCUCCGAUGACAGAAGUAGUCCACAUCCAAAACGGAGAAGAAGAGAAGAGAGUAGUGCCUCUCUACAAGGAACAGCACAGACCUCGGCUACACCUCCCACCUCCCCUAGAGUUUCUCCCUUCAGUAAUGAACACGAGACACAGCACACAGUCCCAAGAACACAAUCAGACACAAGAUGGAUGGAUCAAAGAUCGUCAGAAAGAGAGGAGCAGAGCACAGAACACAUACUGGAUGACAGACAAGCUGAUCAGACAUCCACGACUCGCUCCUCACCAACUCCUCCACAAGUUGAGGUUAUGGUGGAUGAAACUCUAGUCAAGGAGGAGAUGGUUGACCACGUGGACAACAACCAAGAUGAUGUUAUAGACUCAGGGAUGGAUUACGGGUCUAUGGGAAGCGACUCGAGAUUAGACGGUUCAGGAGGAGGUGAAGAUGAUCCCGCGAGUCACAUGCUGCCGAACAAAUUUGAGCAGAAGGUUAAUCCAUCACAAGGGCAAUCACAACUUCCAGAGGCUGUUGUGGAAGCCUUAGCGGGACCCUCAGGGAUGCAAGGGUGGUUAAGUGGGUGUGAGAUGCCUGCUGGGUUCUCAGGAUUAGAGGGAUACAGUGGGGGGGACGGUAGCCAACAAGAUGUUCAUCCACCCCCUCAAGGACCACCUGGGACGCAGCCUCAGGCACACCAGCUGGUGAACCAGGAGGCAAUCUUUCAGUGGACCGAUGAACGAAGAGCUACAGGAGAAGGACAGGUCCUCACCUAUUCUAGCAAGGUGGAGCGGGAGACUAACUGUCAGUGGACUGAUGGGGGACGAACCUCGGAAGAUUGGCAGGGGCUCACUACUGCCAGCAAGGUGCAUCAGUGUCCCCACUGUGCCUACAGCACAACUUAUAUCCAUACUCUGAGGAGGCAUAUUUUAAAGCAUACAGGAGAGAAACCAUUUUCUUGCCCACAUUGUUCCUAUAGCACUACCAGAAAUGCUCUUCUGAAGGAGCACAUCAAUACUCACACAGGGAACAGACCAUUUUCUUGCCCAUACUGCCCUUAUAACUCUUCCCAUAAGAAUAUUUUAAAGAGGCACAUACGCACACACACCGGGGAGAAGCCAUAUGUCUGUACCAUGUGUCCUUUCCGUGCCUCUCAUAAGACAAACUUGAAUAGUCAUUUACUAACACAUAUGGCAAAAGAUCAAACCAUGUAGCACCUUUAACACUAGCUUGUGUGUUAGAAGUGGUCAGCAGGUAAACAUGAGUUAGCCACCUUACUAGCAUUGCAGUAGCUUUUUUUACACCAUUGCUUGUUGUCCCUGAGAUCACACAAAGUUUUGAAGUAUUUGUAAGUGUUAAGUCUGUUUAACAUUCCAUUGAUAGGAUUAUGGUACUCCUAUAUAGUUCUCUUAUUAGUACUCAUGGUUCUCUUAUUAGUACUCAUAUAUAUAGUAAUCUUAUCAGUACUGUACUCAUACUGUACUGUAUAUGAUUCUCUUAUUAAUACAGAGUACUCAUUUAUGGUUAUGUUAUUAGUACUCAUAUGGUUCUCUGUUUUAGUACUCAUAUAGUUCUCUUAUUAGUACUCAUGGUUCUCUUAUUAGGUUUAUAUAUUUUUGUAUAAGUAAAUGUGGGAAAGAAAGAAGACUUGUCGCUGAUUCUCUCUCCCUCUCUUCCACUCCUCUGACAAAAGGUAUACAGUAAAUUCUUUUCUUUUUUAAACUUUUUUUUAAUUGGAUAAAACUUGGUUACCAUUUUAAGUAAUAAAUAUAUUCAGUUUUUAAUUAGAUUUGCAUACUUUGAUUCAUACUGAUUCAUACUAUUGCAAGGAUACUUAAAUUAUUUGGUUUUUAUUUAUUUAUUUGGUCAUUAUUAUUAUUAUAGGUUAUGCUACAGGUUUUAUUAAUAUUAUUAUUAUUUAGAUUUAGUAUUGGUGUCUCGCACUAUCAAUAACGUACAGUGAGGCCUUUAUAUAGUGGACUCUCGAUUUAAUAGACUUUCAUCUCUAUGCAGUUCGUUAGAUGGGAGUUUCAUAUCUAACGGACCCUCGAUAUAAUGGACUUUCCUCUCUGUAGUCCGUUAAAUAGAGGUUUCACUGUACUGUACCCCACACAUAAUCUCAAUGAUGUUCCUCUCAUGUAUAAUGUCUCCAGAAGUGUGUAGUAUCAUCUCCAUUGUUUAUCUCUUUCUUUAUUCAUUACUUCCAUCAACAGCUUUAUACAGUUCAAUUACUAAAGUCCAUUCACCUCUUCCCCUGAACCACAAACCUAGAGAUUCAGAUUCAUGAACCUGAAGUAGUGGACUGAUCCAUUAUUCUGUCCAUUAAUGCAUUGGGUUCAUAAGUCUGAAUCUCUGGGUUUGUGGUUCAGGGGAAGAGGUGAAGGGACUUUAGUACUGUAGUUGACUGUACCUCCUAUCACUUCCUCAUUACCUUAUUUAUUUAUUCCUCUUAUACUUCGUACCCCCAACUUUGAACUCAAUCACAUGGUGUAAUACAACAUCUCACACGCCCGUAAAAAAAAUUAUACAAUUCUAACCUCUUAUGAAAAUGUGUAUUGUAGUAGCAAAUAAAAUUCCCUUGGCACUUUUGUUAUGUCUGAUAAUUACAUACAUUGCUUUUGUUUCAUGUGAGUCUAAGGAUUGGUAUUUUAAUCCAAUAGAGAGUAUUUUUAUGUUGUUAUUCUAAUAUUAUUUAUAAUGACAAGUGGCAUUCACCAGCUAUAUAGACCAAUCACAUAGACAGUCCACAAGUCGAGGGAAUUUUGGCCACAACUAUGCUUUCACCAUAUUGUUUUCUGUAGCUGAAGAACAUACAAUACCUGAUAUACUCUAUAAUGUGUGAUCGACAUAAUUUGCCUAAUAUUCCACCAUCCCCCCAAAAAAUUCCUAAGAGAGAAAGUCUUUUAUUCAAGCUUAAUUUUUCACCCAACCACUUUAGUCUCUCUUAUUACACACUUAAUUAUGCAUUCCUGUUGAAUACCUCACACCUAUUAAUUGGUCUCAGUUUUAAGUAGUCACUAAUAUUAUUCAUUAUUCAUAUACAGUCGUAGUAAUAGUAUUGUCAUUCCAAGCCUGUCAUGAAUUUUAACUCUGCCUGUUCUCAGCACUCAAGAUUCUUAUACGGUAGUUUGAUUGGUGGUUUUUUAUUGUACGCAGCGUUGUUUAUAUACAGAAGAUAGAACUUUGAACUCUGCAUUAUCAAAAACAUACAUGUAUAUAUGUUUGUUUUUUCCUUUUAAGGUUUGUUUUGAACUUUUGAUGCUGUCGCUUUGGCUGCAGUUUGAUUUUUUCUUAUCAUAAGGUAGAUCUUUUAAAAUGUAGAAAAGUGUAAGAAUUGUUCCAAAAUAUAUGGUUGAGCAUU
Molecule: messenger RNA, 3896 nt
Organism: Homarus americanus (American lobster)
Lineage: Eukaryota; Metazoa; Arthropoda; Malacostraca; Decapoda; Nephropidae
Product: zinc finger and BTB domain-containing protein 17-like
Exons: 7
Coding region: 148-1749 (533 amino acids)
Biological process (GO): regulation of transcription by RNA polymerase II
Cellular component (GO): nucleus
Molecular function (GO): protein binding; DNA-binding transcription factor activity, RNA polymerase II-specific; RNA polymerase II cis-regulatory region sequence-specific DNA binding
Source: RefSeq, a predicted model, not a curated record